Messenger RNA from Rhinocladiella mackenziei CBS 650.93, 1584 nucleotides. RefSeq lists its product as uncharacterized. Gene Ontology annotation, biological process: transmembrane transport. Gene Ontology annotation, molecular function: transmembrane transporter activity. Gene Ontology annotation, cellular component: membrane. The coding region runs from base 1 to 1584 and encodes 527 amino acids. The record is from RefSeq and is a predicted model, not a curated record. The transcript is spliced from 6 exons. NCBI's taxonomy places the organism in Eukaryota, Fungi, Ascomycota, Eurotiomycetes, Chaetothyriales, Herpotrichiellaceae.
AUGUUCUACGCUUCCGACCCCAAGAGGGAACGGAUAAUAUCCGUGAUCGCAUGCACGACGACGGCAUUGGCCUGUGGUUCUAAUUAUGGGUACUCCGUAUGGGGGCCUACCUUCGCUGCACGGCUGAAGUUGACGGCUACAGACAGUAACCUCAUCGGAACCAUGGGCAACCUGGGAAUGUAUGCCUUUGGAAUCCCAGCGGGGAUGAUGGUUGAUGCGAAAAGCCCAAGAUGGGGAGUUGCGUUAGGGAUACUGUUGUUUGCAAUGGGCUAUUAUCCAAUUGCCCAAGCAUAUGAGGCUGGACCUGGAGGAUACAGCGUGUUUUCGAUAUGCGUAUUCUCUUUCUUCACUGGCGCUGGAAGCUGUUCGGCAUUUACUGCGUCGAUUAAAGCUGCUGCCCUGAAUUUUCCCCAGUCUCGAGGAACAGCAACAGCCUUCCCCUUAGCAGCUUUCGGUCUAAGUGCUUUAUUCUUUGCAGCCAUCGCUCUCUUACUUCCCCCCGGUACCUACACCUUUCUCAUGCUUCUGGCUACCGGGACCGUCUUACUACCGGUGGUCUCCUUUCCCUUCAUGCGAGUCUUGCCGCCCCACACUUAUCCAUACGAACGACAAGUCCUUCACCGACGAAGAUCUUCUGGGAGUCGAAAUUCCCCUCAUAUCGAAGAACCAGGUGCGCACAAUGGCAACCCUAAAACCUUAUCCUCAACAAACACAGGAUAUCACCAACCCGACGUCAUCCCGGAUGCAGGAGAUGAAAAUUCUUCACUUCUUUCCAAAUCAUCUAUCGAAGAUGCCGAAGACUUCGAAGGAUCAAAGCACAUCGAAUCUGACAGAAACCACGAAUCUCCACAUCUCGAUAUCAGGGGCUUCGCUCUCUUGCCACAUCCGGAAUUCUGGCAAUUAUUUUGUAUGCUUGGGCUCUUGACUGGUAUAGGCCUGAUGACAAUCAACAACAUCGGCAACGACGCCCAAGCGCUCUGGAAACAUUACGACCCAUCCACAACACCCGCCUUCAUCGAGAAACGCCAAGCGAUGCAUGUUUCGAUCCUCUCCUUCUGCAGCUUCUCUGGCCGUCUGCUUUCAGGCAUCGGAUCUGAUCUUCUUGUGUCCAAACUCGGCCGAUCCCGCUUCUGGUGCCUGUUCACCUCCGCCCUAAUAUUCUGCAUGACCCAAGUCAUCGCGACCGUCAUCUCACAUCCCAAUUUCCUGGUGUUCAUCUCUGGACUCACCGGCCUUGCUUACGGCAUCCUCUUCGGCGUCUAUCCAAGCCUGGUGGCCCACUGCUUCGGUGUCCACGGUCUUAGCCAGAACUGGGGAACCAUGACCCUCGCACCCGUCAUCUCAGGUAACAUCUUCAACAUCCUGUACGGGCGAAUUUAUGACUCCCACUCAGUCCGCAACGAGGACGGCGACAUGGAGUGUCUUGAAGGUCGCAGCUGUUACAGUUCGGCGUACUGGGUUACUUUUGGCGCCGCACUGCUCGGCGUCACCUGCUGCCUCUGGAGCAUUUGGCAUGAAUAUCAGGUCCAUAAGGUCAAAGAAAGCAAAGAGAGGCGGAGAUCAAAUCAUGAGAGAACCGCUUGA